GCCAUUUUCUUCUUCUUCUUCUCCAAGUUUUUACUUUUCCAUCUCACCCUAAAAUCUAUAUCUAUAUAUUCAUUAUAUUAUAAAUAUAAAUUUGUCGCCUUUAUUUAUUUAUUUCAAUUAAAAAUAAAUAUAUAGAUAUAGAUAUAGAUAUAUAAAGGAUUGAGAAAGAAAGAUGUUAAUUAGUAGUAUAUACAGAGGAAUGAAUCGGAUAUCGAGAAACAGAAGUUAUUAUACCAGAUUCUUACACUCAUUUUCCACACUUCAUCAUCACUUACCUCAUUACACGACGAUAACCACCACUCGAUUUAGCUCCGCAUCUCAAGAGGUUUUGGGUUGCAGAGUAAACUAUCCAUUGAUUUCACGCCCCUUUAGUUCUGGUGGGACACAACCCCAGUAUGAAGGAUCUUCCGUUGACGAUCCAGUGGACCCAUUUUCUCUCGUUGCCGAUGAACUAUCGAUUGUUGCUAAUAGGUUGCGAUCAAUGGUUGUUGCAGAGGUGCCAAAGCUUGCCUCUGCAGCCGAGUAUUUCUUUAAGAUGGGUGUUGAAGGGAAGAGGUUUCGCCCCACUGUUAUUCUAUUAAUGGCGACUGCUUUAAACGUUCAAAUCUCUAAACCGGUGUCAGAAGGGGUUGUUGAUAUGUUUUCAACAGAGUUGCGCAUGAGACAACAAGCUAUUGCUGAAAUCACUGAGAUGAUCCAUGUUGCCAGCCUUCUUCAUGAUGAUGUGCUGGAUGAUGCUGAUACAAGACGUGGGAUUGGCUCUCUUAACCUUGUAAUGGGAAAUAAGAUCUCAGUAUUGGCUGGAGAUUUCUUGCUUUCUAGAGCUUGUAUGACCCUUGCUUCUUUGAAAAACACUGAGGUUGUAUCCCUAAUAGCAAAAGCUGUGGAACAUCUUGUUACUGGAGAGACGAUGCAAAUGAGUACGUCUGCCGAGCAGCGUAGUAGCAUGGAUUACUAUUUGCAAAAGACAUACUACAAGACUGCAUCACUGAUUUCAAAUAGCUGCAAAUCCAUUGCUCUUCUUACCGGCCAAACUGCUGAGGUUGCUAUGCUAGCAUAUGAGUAUGGGAAAAAUCUGGGUCUGGCAUUCCAGUUAAUUGAUGAUGUUCUCGAUUUCACAGGCACAUCAUCAUCUCUUGGGAAGGGCUCAUUAUCUGACAUACGCCAUGGAAUUGUCACUGCUCCAAUAUUAUAUGCAAUGGAGGAAUUCCCGGAAUUACGUUCAGUUGUUGACAGGGGUUUAGACAACCCUGCGAACGUGGAUCUCGCUCUAGAGUAUCUUGGUAAAAGUCAUGGUAUACAAAGAACAAGGGAACUAGCAGCGAAGCAUGCCAGUCUUGCAUCAGCCGCAAUUGAUUCCUUGCCGGAGAACAACGAUGAAGAUGUUCAAAGAUCAAGGCGUGCACUGAUAGAAUUAACACACAGAGUUAUCAAUAGAACAAAGUGAAGAAGUAGAAGAUCAAGUUGGCCCAGCUCAAAGCAGAUAUAUAGAUGUGGAAGAAUUUUUUUGAAUGCAGUUUUAGGCUUUACUUACGAUUACCCAAUAAUCAUUAUCUGCAAGGAAAUAUUAAAAUUAGUUAUACUUGGAAUGCAAUUCAUUUCAUAAUUCCAUAGAUUGGAAUUUUUGUAGAUGAGUGUGGUGUUUUACAGGGUAGUUUUAUUUUCUGCUGUGAUGAAUUUUGAGUUUAAUUGUUCUAUAUAGCUUUGCUUUUACCUUUUA
Messenger RNA from Erigeron canadensis, 1720 nucleotides. Its product is annotated as solanesyl diphosphate synthase 3, chloroplastic/mitochondrial. Gene Ontology annotation, molecular function: prenyltransferase activity. The transcript is spliced from 12 exons. Gene Ontology annotation, biological process: isoprenoid biosynthetic process; ubiquinone biosynthetic process. The record is from RefSeq and is a predicted model, not a curated record. Lineage: Eukaryota; Viridiplantae; Streptophyta; Magnoliopsida; Asterales; Asteraceae. Bases 173 to 1447 code for a protein of 424 amino acids. Gene Ontology annotation, cellular component: transferase complex.